Messenger RNA from Stylonychia lemnae, 2028 nucleotides. Lineage: Eukaryota; Ciliophora; Spirotrichea; Sporadotrichida; Oxytrichidae. The record is from the annotation of a GenBank genome assembly.
AUGAGAUUGACACUCGCUUUUGCUCUACUACUUAUUGGCACUACCUCUGCACACUAUAAAAGCAGAAUUCAAAAGUUCAUACAUAGCUUGCCCUAAAUGCAACAAGCUAAACAAGUUGAGUAGAGUUGCACAUCAAAUAUUAAAAGAUUGAACUAAGAGCUAACAAAUCCAACUAAUUAUUAAUCUAUUGCAAAAAACUCAGAUAAGUUUUGGAAUGAUACCUCAUUUCCAGCAGAUUCUACUUCUAUAUAGUGGAGUGGAAGCUAUACUCAAAAUAGAAUCCCUUAAUACUUGAACACUAAGUGGUCAAGAUUGAACAAUCUUUGCGACAAUUGCACAAUGUACGGUACUAGCGAUUACUUGAAUGACAUAGAUCAAAACGCUCUUGCAGAUUGCUAUUACCUUGCCGGCAUUGCUGCUCUCGCUGAAGUCAAUUCAAGAUUUGAAAAAGUAUUCGUCAACCCUGAAGUCAACUGGGCUGGUAUCUACGCAUUUAACGUUUUUAUAAGAGGAAUCCCUCAUGUGAUUGUUGUCGAUGAUGCUGUCCCAGCAGGUCUUACCUAAAAGAGGCCAAUAUUUGCUGGAUUUGGACUAGAUGGUGCAAUGUGGGGUCCUCUUCUAGAAAAAGCAUGGGCCAAGACAAAUGUCAACUAUGAAAGAAUCGAAAUUGGUUAUCCAUUUGAAGCAUUCGAUUUCUUAUCAAAUGCUCCUCAUCAAUAUAUUACUAUCAGCUCUGCAAAUAAAGAAGCUAUUUGGUCUAAAGUUCUUGAUGCAGAUAAUAGAAAUUUCAUUAUGUCACUAGGAACACCAUCUUCCCCAGGAGGUGAUAAAGAUUUAUGCAAUUAUAGUCUUGCUUGUGGCCAUGCAUACUCUCUACUUUCGGUUAAAAUAUUGGAGAGUGCUGACAGAAAAACUUAAACUAGAGUUCUCAUGCUUAGAAAUCCUUGGAGAAGCGAAGGCUUAUUCAAUGGAUCUUUAGCAGAUGGUUCAGCACUCUGGUUUACAUAAGGUCCAAACGGAAAAACUUGGGCAGAUGAAGUAAAGCUAGUGAUAUCCAAUGAUGGCGUUUUUUACAUGACUCUUGAUGAGGUUAUAAAUUCAUUCAAUUACUUGAAUGUUUUUGAAUGGAGAGAAAACUUUGUAACAUCAUGGUACGAUAAAAGAGAUGACUAAGUAUCUAGCAAAACAACUCCUUCAAUAUACAAAUUCACUCUUACUGAAUCUACUCCAUUGUAAAUCAGAGUUUUGCCAUAUCCUUCUAGAAUGUAUCCUGUUGUAUGCAAAAAUAAAUAAGCUAUCUUCAAGCUUAUCCUUAAAGAUUCAGUAGGUAAAACUCUUAACUCAAUCUACUAUAAUGAAACAGCAUAUAACUAUAUCAGCUUAAUUGACAAUCCUCUAGCUGCUGGAACUUACACUUUAUAAUUCUACGCUGAGUGGGAUAUUAAUGAUGUGAGAGAUUAUGGAAUUAUCAUUAAUUCUCCAAAAGAUAUUGCCAUUCUUGAUGCUAAUAACUAAAUUAGCAGACCAACUAGCCACGAUUUCACCAGUAAGAACCUAAAGCCAACAGUUGCUUAAGCUCCAAAACCCCCAAAACCAGAACUUCCUAGCAUUGUUAGAAAUAAACCUGCUUACCGUAUGUCAGGCAACCUUAAUGCUGAUUUGGCAGGAUUAAGAUAUUCAGAAUCAUUCAUUAUCAAGAAUACUGACGGAAUCCACUUAUAAGGAUCAUAAGCUACUUUGGUUGGUAAGAGAUAUGAAAUCGUUUAUUUCCAAGGAACUUAAUCUGAGGAACACAACUACAAUGCAACUGUUUCAAUCAUAACUUCACCAGGCUACUCCUACAUUUUUACUCAAGGCAAUGAUAAAUGCUCUGCUACAAAAAAUGCAGCCACUGGAGAAGAGACUAUUCAAUGCAAAUGCAAUAUUGCUUAUGACUAAUACCCUAAAGAAUGUAUGCUUGCUCUUCUAACCAUAGAAGGAGCUGGAUACAAAACAUCAUUCACAUAUAAAUAUGUGUCAGUAGUCUGA